UUUAAAGUAGAAUAAUUGCUUACCGAUAUUGAAUAUGUAUUUAACGGGAAGUCGAGUGUUAAAGCUCGAAAUUUCCGAGGUUCUCUCACGCACUGGGUGUUUCAAAAUGUGCGUCUUCCGUUUGUUGUGUGUUUUUAGUUUGUUUUCGUUGAUAAGUUCUCAUAAUGAAUAUUCUUUUAGUGAUGAUACAUUUCCUGUAUCAAUAUACUACGAGGUGGGCACUGGUAUCCCAUACAAGAUGACGUCCAUUCGAAACAAUUUGUCAAGUUCAAUGGCCAGCGGGCAAUAUUUAACCAAAACCGUCGGCAAAUAUAGAAUAUUCGGAUAUAGGGCGAACGGCUGCUCCUGUCAGGGUUUGGCUUGCAGUUGCUGCGCGGGAUUCAAUAUGCCGCAGCUGAACUUCAACCAAGAAGGUUGUAUGAGUUUGGGUUACGAUCCAAACAUAUUUGGAAUUACGAUGAACAUGCAAUUCAACAACAACUCGGUGUUCGAGAAUUCGUUGUCAGCUCGAAACCCACCACCCUUUUGCGUGCCCGUUCCGAUACCUUACAUCCCAGGAGUAGAUUUCUGUGUAAAAUUAUUCGAUGUUCACGUGGAGGGGAGGAAUUUACAUAUGUGUUUAGACUUCCAGACUAGGCUACAGAGCGCAACAGUAUUGGUCCUCCACUUCGACUGUAUGCGCUUGGGGGCCGAUGGUGUAUCCCUGGUGAAACCGGGACAGACGGAGCUCCCUACGACGACGACGACGACGCAGUCUCCACUUUCGGGACUCGAUCCCCUCGCGGUUGACUCUGACAUUUACGACCCCGUGAAUGAAAACAAAUACAGGGGAUCCUUUCCGAAAUUAAAGUGGCCAUGAUACGACCCGGAUUUUGGUUUUCACGCGCUCUCCACACUAUAGAUAUCGAUGAUAAUAAUAAAAGAAUAUGGA
Messenger RNA from Onthophagus taurus, 931 nucleotides. RefSeq lists its product as uncharacterized. The record is from RefSeq and is a predicted model, not a curated record. NCBI's taxonomy places the organism in Eukaryota, Metazoa, Arthropoda, Insecta, Coleoptera, Scarabaeidae.